GAUGCCAUCUAACGUUUGAAGAUAGAAACUAAUUCGCUACAACUUAGGUGCACUUGAACGUGGUGCGCAAUAUAAAUACUAAUAUGUAUCUAACGUUGUGAUAAACAUAAUUUAGCUAAUAAACAUAGAAUGAUGAUUCAUGCUUCAAACAGAUUACGGUCUGUUGUGUUUCAAUGUACAAGAAAUCAAACAAGAUCUUUCUUUUACUGGCUAACUAUCAUAUUUAAUAGAGUCGAUGAGGAACGUAUAAAGAAACUUGGUCCUGAUCUUGCUUGUGCAGAAUGGCUUUUAAGGAAUGGAGCAUUUGUUCGGUGGAAGGGAUUUUCUGAGAAAUUAACAGAUUAUAAUUCACUACCAUCAGCAGGGAAUAAGUAUUACAUCGAGGCUGUUGAUGCUGACAAUGCUGGAAUUAGUCAUAUUGGAUUUCCAUACUUUGAGGGAUGCAAACACAUAAAAGAAAUUAAACUUAAAAACUGUAGGUAUAUCAAUAAUGACGCUAUACCAUUAUUAUCAGUUCUUCAAGAUUCACUGAUUAAUCUGGAACUUGUAAACUGUAAAAGUAUUACAGAUGAAGGCCUACACAAUAUAAAACUUCUCAAAAAUUUGGAGAUGUUACAAAUUCAGGGAUUACCAUACCUCAAAGAUAAAGAUUUAAUUCGCAAGGAAAUUAUUCAAGCUCUGCCUAAGUGUAAAAUUGACAUUUUAUAAAUGCACUAUACAUAUUUUUAUGAACUAUGUGUUUGAAAAUAUGAAAUAAAAUAAAAAUUGUAAUAUUUGUAAAAUUAAUA
Molecule: messenger RNA, 788 nt
Organism: Hylaeus volcanicus
Lineage: Eukaryota; Metazoa; Arthropoda; Insecta; Hymenoptera; Colletidae
Product: ATP synthase subunit s, mitochondrial
Exons: 5
Coding region: 130-708 (192 amino acids)
Source: RefSeq, a predicted model, not a curated record